AUGAUCCGACGAGCCGGGGCGCCCGAGCGCGCGGACCCCGUGGGUCCUAUUCCAGAUGUUGGCAAAGGAGAGAGACAGGAAAAGGAGGAGGAAGAUGGCACGGGGCCCGGCUUGCCAGGCACUCCCAAGAACUGCCUCCCUCGCCGGGACAUCAGCGUCCUGGAGAAGCUCGUCAAGACCUGCCCCGUGUGGUUGCAGCUGGGUCUGGGCCGGGCGGAGGCGGCCAGGAUCCUACAUCAGGAGGCGGCCGGGACGUUCCUGGUCCGCCGAGACAGCAGCUUGAAGCACCUGGUGCUCUGUGUCCACUUCCCUUCCCUGAACGAGAGCUCAUCCGAGGUGCUCGAAUACACCAUUAAAGAAGAAAAAUCGAUACUGUACCUGGAAGGCUCCGUUCUUGUGUUUGAGGACAUCUUCAGACUGAUCGCAUUCUACUGUGUCAGUAGAGAUUUAUUGCCCUUCACGCUGAGGCUGCCCCGGGCCAUCCUCGAGGCCAACAGCUCCACAGACCUCGAGAUCAUCUCCAACCUAGGCCUGGGCUUCUGGGACUCCUCACUGAACCCCCGGCGAGGAGGUGGGAGUCGAUCGGAAGCCCCAAGAGACCCAGCCACCGGAGCGCCCCCCGCCUCCAGCCUCAAGUCCACCGCCCAUCCCGAAAACUGCUCGUGUGAAAUCGAGCUGUCCAUAGGAAACGGCCGCCUGUGGUUUGUGAAUCCAAUUUUCAUCGAGGACUGUGGCCGUGCCCCGCCGGCCGACCAGCCCCCCGCCGGAAGCUGCCCCUCGCGCCCGGCGCCCCCCACCUCUGACGCUACCUCACCCACCUCCCGGUGGGCCCCCCGCCGCCCGGCGCCCCCUCCCCCGCCGCUCCCCCUGCAUCCCCCAGGCUUCAGCCGGCCUCCUCCCGCUGCUCCUCCGGCCCCGGCCAGCCCAUUGCCCAGUUCUCCCCCGGUGGCGGCUCUCCCGCCUCCAGAGGCUCUUCCACCCUCACCCCCAGCAUCUGCCCCCCACUUGGCACCCCAUGCCCCAGGCCCCCCGGAGCUUCCAAGCCAGCCACCCAUGACAGCCUGUGAGAGGCUCCCACGCCCCCUCACAGGCCUGGACCCUCUCAGGGAGGAAGAGAUGAAGCCGGGGGCAGCCGCCAGCCCCUUGCAAGCCCCCGCCCCCCCAGUGCCCACGAAGAAGAGCCUCCCCACCGUUCCCCCCAGACGCCGCAUCUCCGAGAAGGUCUCCCUGGAGGAUCAGAGUGCAGGGAAGCCGGACAGGGGGGCAGCUGCAGAGGGGGGCCCGGGGGGUCCUUCCAGGGCAUCACCACUCCGCCUGCCUCCCCAGCGGACCUCAGACAGCCUCGGGGACAGGCCUCCGAGAACCGCAGAGCCAGGCCAGGAAACAUCAGCCCAAGCCAGCAACCCAGGCAGCGCGCCAGAGCCUCCGAGGAAGAUCCGACAAGCCCCAGUCCCGCCUCCCAGGAAGAAACGGGUCUCCCGGCAGCUGGCCUCGGUCCUCCCAACUCCCCUGGAGACUGCCGAGCUCUCCGCAGCAGGGGAGGCCCCGGAGAAGCCCACGCCUGGUCCCCCCGGAGAGAUCCAAGGUCCUGCCUCCCCCGCUGGGGGUAAUCAGAGCCCUCGUGCCCGGGCAGGGGCCCGACCCCAGAGCGCUCCAGAGUUCAAGGGCUCCCUGGCCUCCCUCUCGGACAGCCUGGGUGUGCCCGCCUCGGCUGCUGACCAGGACUCGUACUCGACCAGCAGCACGGAGGAGGAGCUGGAGCAGUUCAGCAGCCCCGGCAUGAAGAAGAAGCCGUCCAUGAUCCUGGGCAAGGCACGCCACCGCCUGAGCUUCGUAAGCUUCAGCAGUGUCUUCAAUGCCUUCCUGUCCAACAACCGCAAGCUGUACAAGAAGGUGGUGGAGCUGGCCCAGGACAAGGGCUCCUACUUCGGCAACCUGGUUCAGGACUACAAAGUGUACAGCCUGGAGAUGAUGUCCCACCAGACCUCCAGCACCGAGAUGCUGCAGGAGAUCCGCACCAUGAUGACCCAGCUCAAGAGCUACCUGCUGCAGAGCACCGAGCUCAAGGCCUUGGUGGACCCCACCCUGCACUCCGAGGAGGAGCUAGAAGCCAUUGUGGAGUCUGCCUUGUACAAGUGUGUCCUGAAGCCCUUGAAGGAAGCCAUCUACUCAUGCCUGCGUGAGAUCCACAGCAAGGACGGCUCGCUGCAGCAGCUCAAGGAUAACCAGCUGGUUAUCCUGGCCACCACUACCACCGACCUGGGCGUGACCACCAGUGUGCCAGAGGUGCCCGUCAUGGAGAAGAUCCUGCAGAAGUUCUCCAGCAUGCACAAGGCCUACUCGCCCGAGAAGAAGAUCUCCAUCCUGCUCAAGACCUGUAAGCUCAUCUACGACUCCAUGGCCCUCGGCAACCCAGGGAAGCCCUACGGGGCAGACGACUUCCUGCCGGUGCUCAUGUAUGUCCUGGCCCGCAGCAACCUCACAGAGAUGCUUCUCAACGUGGAAUACAUGAUGGAGCUCAUGGAUCCCGCCCUGCAGCUGGGGGAGGGUUCCUACUAUCUGACCACCACCUACGGGGCCCUGGAGCACAUCAAGAACUACGACAAGAUCACGGUGACCCGGCAGCUGAGCGUGGAGGUGCAGGACUCGAUCCACCGCUGGGAGCGCCGGCGCACGCUCAACAAGGCUCGGGCCUCCCGCUCCUCCGUGCAGGACUUCAUCUGCGUGUCGUACCUGGAGCCGGAGCAGCAGUCGCGGACGCUGGCGUCGCGGGCGGACACACUGGCCGAGGCGCUGUGCGCCCAGUGCGCGGAGAAGUUCGAGGUGGUGCAGCCCCAGGACUACCGGCUCUUCGUGCUGGUGGACGGCCGCUGCUUCCAGCUGGCCGACGAGGCGCUGCCGCACCGCAUCAAGGGCUACCUGCUGCGGAGCGAGCCCAAGCGCGACUUCCACUUCGUGUACCGGCCCCUGGACGGCGGCGGGGGCAGCGGGGGCCCGCCCUGCCUCGUGGUGCGGGAGCCCAACUUCCUGUGA
Rangifer tarandus platyrhynchus (Svalbard reindeer) is the source of this 3033-nucleotide messenger RNA. The record is from the annotation of a GenBank genome assembly. Lineage: Eukaryota; Metazoa; Chordata; Mammalia; Artiodactyla; Cervidae.